GGACGCGCUCUGCUCCUCUGAGCGCGUCCUCAGCACGAGGCUCUUUAAAUGAGAUUCAAUUCAAAAUUGAUUAUUGAUAAUAAAAAAGCACCUACACUGUCGCCCUCCUGUGUUCAGCCGCUGCGCACGAGCACAGGAAUAAAGAAGCUCUCACACACACACAACUCUCAUUGUUCAGAUGAAGUGCGCGUGAAAACAGCAUCAACAGAUGAAGUGGAGCCGCGGGAAGUGUUUGACAGGCAGUAUUUACAGGGUGCUUUCGGGAGGGAGCGUGAAACAUGACUCCUCCGCAGUAAGAGGUGUUUUUAACGAAGAAUCAUCCGAUACAAAAGCGGUGGCGUGAGCCCGGGAGACGUCACCAGUCCCCGCCUCGAAUUAUAAAAAUCAAUUGUUCGAUUUGUUCCCCCCAAAAUCAGAAUAGAUGGUCGGAGGAACAUCUGGCUGCCAGACGCACAAGGACGCGCGGCUGCGGGAGACACCAGAACAUCUGGACAAGUCGGACUGAAAGACAAACUCUCCUCAGUGGAUCAGCGUCACUUCAGGUCCCUGAUCAUUUGCCUGGAAAAGGUGUGAAGAAUGCGUCGCACCUCUGCCUGGGUUGGCUGGGCGCUGUGUUUGUGCGCAUCUUUGUCCGUGAGCGCGCAGGACUACCCCGAGGACGACGAGCUGGUCCUGGAUCUGAUCCGUGAGGACGGGACUCAGCCUGAACCCGGAGCCGAGCCCGCGGCCGAGUUCCUCAGGUGCAACAAGCCAGCAUGGCGCGUGCCCGGUCAGUACCUGGUCAUAAUGCGUCAGGGGACGCACGAGUCUCACGUCCAGAGGAGCAUCAGGAGGCUGAGAGCCAGAGCGGCCAGGAGAGGCUUCCUGCUGGAGAUCCUGCAGACCUUCUCCGGAGCUGUGCGCGGCUUCCUGGUCAAGAUGAGCAGUGACGUCCUUCACCUGGCGGUGAAGCUCCCUCAUGUCCACUACAUCGAGGAGGACUCGUCCAUCUUUGCUCAGAGCGCCCCCUGGAACCUGCAGAGGUUACUGCAGCCUCACGGCGGCGCGUCUGAAAAUGGAACAUACCGACCCCCCAAUGAUGGAGGGAUGGCGGAGGUGUAUCUGAUGGAUGGCAGCGUGCAGAGUUCUCACAGAGAGGUUGAAGGGCGAGUGCUCAUCACAGACUUCAACAACAUCCCAGAGGAGGACGGAGUCAGAGUUCAUAGACAGGCGAGUCAGUGUGACAGUCACGGCACACACAUCGCCGGGGUGGUGAGCGGGUCGGACUCUGGUGUCGCUCGCGGUGCUGGUGUGAACCUGGUGCGUGUCCUCAACUGUCAGGGGAAAGGGACCGUAUCCGGGGCUCUGGCAGGUAUCGAGUAUAUCCAAGCAACUUUACAGUCCCGUCCGGUGGAUGCAGUGGUCGUCCUGCUGCCUUUCAUCGGUGGCUUCAGUCGGUCAUUGAACGCAGCCUGCAGGAACAUGGUGGCCAGCGGCGCCGUGGUCAUCGCCGCCGCGGGGAAUUACAGAGAUGACGCGUGCCUCUACUCACCUGCGUCAGAGCCUGAGGUCAUCACGGUGGGGGCCGUUAACGCAGCGGACCAGCUCAUGUCGCAGGGGGCGGGCGGCACCAACUUCGGCCGCUGCGUCGAUUUGUUCGCACCUGGAGACGACAUCGUUAGUGCCAGCAGUGACUGCAACACCUGUUUCACCACCAGGAGUGGAACCUCUCAAGCUGCUGCUCAUGCUGCAGGUGUGGCAGCAGUGAUCCUGUCGUCCAAUCAGAACACGUCACCGGUGCAGGUCCUGCAGAAGAUGCUGCAUUACUCCAUCAGCAACACAAUCAACCUCUUCCCUCUGUCUGACACACAUCGUCUCACCACUGCAAACCUGGUGGCAGCCAUGCCUCCCGCCAACAGCACAACCAAUGUGGAACUUCUGUGCCGCUCCGUGUGGUCAGAGAGGUCAGGGGUCGCGAGCACCAACAGGGCCGUCAGUCGCUGUCGUCAGGGGGAGGAGAUGAUGGGCUGCAGCAGCUUCGCCCCUGAUGGUGUCCAUGUAGGAGAAACCAUCGCUGUGAAAGGUGAGCGAAUGGAGUGUGUCGCCAAUAACCGUCCUGGGGGUGAAGGUGUGUACGCUGUGGCCCGUUGUUGUGUGAUAGGCGGCCUGGUGUGCCAGGCCCAUGCCAGUCCUGAGCCCGGGCGAGACGCUGAGUGUGUCGGCCCACGGACCCACCUGACCGGCUGCACGUCCCGGUCCCCUGCUGAGGUCUCGUCCAACUCCCGUCCUCAUCUGGGUGAUCGGAGGCGGUGUGUGGUGAAGGACGGGGUCACGUCACACGCCGUGUGCUGCCACGCUCCGUCUCUGGAGUGCCACCUGUUGGAGAAGGUGUCAGCUGAUAAAGACCAGGUGGAGGUGUCCUGUCCCUCCGACUGGACUCUGACUGACUGUAACGCCGUCUCUCAGGGUUCUGCUCUCUUGGGGCCUGUUGCUAAGGGCAACAGUUGCCAUGUCCGCAGUGCCACAGGAGCUGAUGCGGUGGCAGGCAUCGCCGUGUGCUGUCGCGUCAGACCAGCAGAGCAGCUCGCCACAGCUCCUCAGUGAUCCGGUCUCACACUCUGACGUCAGCUUUGGUAUCUCUCCGGCACAGGAGUGUUGGUGUCUUUCUGUGGUGUCCUGUAGGUCCCUGAACGCACCUCAACAUCCAUGUGUGACUGAAAGCCUGUCGUCUGUGAAGCUGCUGGUUUGUUCCAGUCGUAGGAUUAGGUGAAAGUCAGCUCCAGUUUCAUUAAUGACUAAUGUUGCCUCGUCUAGUAAAACUCAUUUUCAAACCACAAACACUUUGUUAAAUGUAACCAAAUAUUUUUGUAUUUUUUCAGAUCAAGAUAAAUAGAAAGAGCUUUCCUGAACAGAUGUUUUUUCAAAAUAAUGUCCCAGUUGCAUUGAUCUGAUUUUAGUGAAUACAUGAAUUUAAGUGAUUGCUAUGAAAACUCAAUCAUUUAUAAAACAGGUUAUACUAGUUUUUAAGACUUGGGACAGUUAUAUAUAUAUAUAUAUAUAUAUACACACACACACACCUACAUACAGGGGUGGACAAUAACAAAGUACAUUUACUUAAGUAUAUUUUUCAAGCAUCUGUACUGUACCUGAGAACUAUUUUUUUCUUUUGGAAACUUCUUUUACUCGUCUACACUUAAAGACAAAUAUUGUACUUUUGACUUCACUACUUUUCUAUGAAGGACUCUUACUUUGAAGCAGAGCUUUCAGUCAAUGAAUGACUUUUAUUUUGAAAAAUGUGAUAAACCACACAGUGUGUUCAUCACAGGAAAACCAAUCACAGCCGCCUCCUCCACCGUCAGCGUCCUAACGAUGGCGACGUGAGAUAAAGAUGAGGCAGAAGAUUCUUCAGCAGAGACCGUGAUCUGAUCUGAAGUCUGUGUUUGAAGCUUUACAAAUAAAGAAAGAUUCAUGUAGUUUGAAAUGUUUGCUGAGUUUACCACGACCACACUUCAUCACUGACUGAAAAACAACAGUGGCUCCUUUUGUUGGUUCAGUUGUGUUUUUAUGACAAUUUCAAUAAGCUUUGAAGCAAAUCCUACAAGCUCUUUAUUCUACAGGUUCUACAGUCAGUCAGUCAGUCAGUCAGUCAGUCGGUUCUGUAAAUGUGGAACAAUACAACAAUGUGUUGACAUGAAAAUUUACUUUUGAAUACUUCAGUAUGUUUUUAAAUCCAGUACUUCAUUUGACUGAUCAACUUUCUCUUGGAGUCAAUACUUGAGCAGGAGGAUCUGUACUGGGAAUGAAUCUGUAAUGGAGCUGUGAACAGCUGACUUUAAGGUGAAACUUCCACUUCCUACUUGAAUAAAACACAUUUGUCUGUCCUGAGAA
This is a messenger RNA of Seriola aureovittata, 3867 nucleotides long. It is a transcript of the gene pcsk9, whose product is annotated as proprotein convertase subtilisin/kexin type 9. Gene Ontology annotation, molecular function: serine-type endopeptidase activity. Lineage: Eukaryota; Metazoa; Chordata; Actinopteri; Carangiformes; Carangidae. Gene Ontology annotation, biological process: proteolysis. The coding region runs from base 577 to 2583 and encodes 668 amino acids. The transcript has 12 exons. The record is from RefSeq and is a predicted model, not a curated record.